Molecule: messenger RNA, 1370 nt
Organism: Stylophora pistillata
Lineage: Eukaryota; Metazoa; Cnidaria; Anthozoa; Scleractinia; Pocilloporidae
Product: tRNA-splicing endonuclease subunit Sen34
Biological process (GO): tRNA splicing, via endonucleolytic cleavage and ligation; tRNA-type intron splice site recognition and cleavage
Cellular component (GO): tRNA-intron endonuclease complex
Molecular function (GO): nucleic acid binding; tRNA-intron lyase activity
Source: RefSeq, a predicted model, not a curated record
AAUAUGGAGGAUGGCGAUGAAGAAUCGUGUGUGACUUUAUUCUCUCAAUUCGGUAAAGUUUUCGUUUGGAACCCUGAGGAUGCUAAAAAAAUUCGGGUUAAAUAUCGCAUAGUUGGAUCACUCAUUGGAUCAUUACCUCGCAAACCAAAACAGAACCAUUGCUUUUCUCUGCCGCUUCUUCUUUCCAAAGCAGAGGCCACGCUGCUUAUCGAUAAGGGAUUAGCAACGAUAUUUGAUUUGCCUGAAAAUCUCCCAGCUCCGUCGAAUAAAGAAAUUGAAACGUUUAAUGAGCUUCGCCGUGACAGCGCUGUGAAACAAAUAGAGUUAUUUGAAAGAGAGAGAGAGGAAAAGCAGAUGGAAUUAGCGGAAAUUAUCGAGGAGGGAAGGAAACGGAAAAGAAAACUGAGAGAGACAGAUAAAGGGAUAACUAAGCCAGUGAAAAAAGUGAAAAGUGAAGAUUUAGACGACAACACUCCUGAAGAAUUCUGCCAAAAGGGAGAAAAAGUUGGCAAUCGUUUGGAUACGAAAUGGAAUAUUGACAAUGGUUUGACAAGUAAUGAAGAAACAGGAAACAAAACCGAUUGCGCUGAAGCCAGUUUAGCCACUUCUUUUAUUAAAAACACUGAAAAUGAAUUGGGAUGUAAAUGCAAGGACAAGUCUUGCUUGCAGAGAGUGUCACCUAACUGUGAUAUUAAUUAUGAAGGAAAAAAGUCUUUGUCAGCCCUUGGAACUUUGAUUCACAUUCCAACAAUUAUGCCAUCUCAAAGACUCCAGGCUUUAUCAGCUGCACAUUGGACAUACCCCUAUACAGAAACUGAAAAGCUACAUUACAGGGUAUUUUUGGACUUGUGGUCAAAAGGAUAUUAUUUGACAUCUGGUGUUAAAUUUGGAGGAGAUUUACUAGCGUAUCCUGGUGAUCCAAUGAGGUAUCACUCAUUUUACAUUGUUAUAAUUGUUCCAUGGGGAAAGAAGAUGACUCCAUUUGAGAUGAUCUCAGCAGGAAGACUGGGUGCUGCUGUGAAAAAAACAGCUCUUAUUUGUUCUGUAAAUGGUGAGACAGAUGAGAUUUUGUAUACAUCCAUCAAGUGGAGUGGGAUUAGUUAAAAAUUUAAAGAGGUAAUGAUAACAAACUUUAGAUUUGAUUUCCAAAUCAAAUUAGUAUAUACACACUCAGUGAUCUUGGUAUUUCAAGCAAUCUGAUUGGUUUGCUAUCUCAUGCUAAUCAACAAUGUACACCUCCGAGCGAGUGGAUAAUGUGAAAAACAAAAUAGCGGGUGUAAACUCGCGUUUUGCUUAAGUUCAGAAGCAGAAAUUGCCUUUAAAUGGCUUCCUAUUAAUUUUGUUGAGAUCACUUCAUGUGUAUAUACUAA